GCGCGAGCGGUCCUGAGGCAGCCCGCACCCCCGCAAGGAGGUGGCAUUUUGGCCCUGGAGCCAUCCGACUCAGGAAAAAGUCCUGAGCUCGCGGGUCUCUAUGAAGGCACGUUCCCUAAGGGCGCGUGGUCACUGAGAUCCUCCGCUGCCCCUCUGCUUGUAGAGCGAAGCCCCUGGUAAAUCUCAGUUUUGGUCCGCAAGCCCCCGGACCCUUUCCGGACAGAACAGGUGAGCACUGCGCGCCUCAGCUCCGGCGCUUCCUGCGCUUGGAGCGGCCCGUCCCCCGCAGGCUAGCCAUGUUACCCUGGGGGCUGAGCUGCCUGUCCGCGCUGGGGGCGGUGGGUACCGCGCUCCUGGGCGCGGGCCUGCUACUCAGCCUGGCGCAGCACCUCUGGACCCUCCGCUGGACGCUGAGUCGGGACCGAGCCUCUGCCCUGCCUCUGCCCAAAGGCUCCAUGGGCUGGCCCUUCUUCGGGGAAACGCUGCACUGGUUAGUUCAGGGCUCGCGCUUCCACAGCUCUCGCAGGGAGCGCUACGGGACGGUGUUCAAGACGCACCUGCUGGGCAGACCAGUGAUCCGCGUGAGCGGCGCGGAGAACGUGCGCACAGUCCUGCUGGGUGAGCACCGCCUUGUGCGUAGCCAGUGGCCGCAGAGUGCGCACAUCCUUCUGGGCUCGCACACUCUGCUCGGCGCCGUUGGAGAGUCGCACCGGCAGCGGCGGAAGAUCCUGGCUCGAGCUUUCAGCCGUGCGGCACUGGAGCGCUACGUGCCUCGCCUGCAGGGGGCGCUGCGGCGGGAGGUGCGCUCCUGGUGCGCGGCCCGCGGGCCGGUCGCUGUCUAUGAGGCCGCUAAAGCGCUCACCUUCCGCAUGGCCGCGCGCAUCCUGCUGGGGCUACGGCUAGACGAGGUGCAGUGCUCUGAGCUGGCCCGGACCUUCGAGCAGUUCGUGGAGAACCUCUUCUCCCUGCCCCUCGAUGUGCCUUUCAGCGGCCUGCGCAAGGGCAUUCGGGCCCGGGACCAGCUGCAUCGGCACCUGGAGGAGGCCAUUGCACAGAAGCUUCUUGAAGACAAGGCUGCUGUGGAGCCAGGCGAUGCCCUCGAUGGGAUCAUCCACAGCACUAGGGAACUGGGCCAUGAGCUCUCAGUGCAGGAGCUGAAGGAAUCAGCUGUGGAGCUCCUCUUCGCCGCCUUCUCCACCACGGCCAGUGCCAGCACGUCCCUCGUCUUGCUACUCCUGCAGCACCCCGCAGCCAUCGCCAAGAUCCAGCAGGAGCUGGCGGCACAGGGGCUGGGGCGCGCGUGCGGCUGCGCGCCGGCGGCCUCGGGGGGCGGCGCUGGGCUCCCUCCAGACUGCGGUUGCGAGCCCGACCUCAGCCUGGCGGCGCUGGGCCACCUGCGCUACGUCGGCUGCGUGGUCAAGGAGGUGCUGCGCCUCCUGCCGCCGGUGUCCGGGGGCUAUCGGACAGCCCUGCGCACCUUCGAGCUCGACGGCUACCAGAUCCCCAAGGGGUGGAACGUGAUGUACAGCAUCCGAGACACGCACGAGACGGCCGCAGUGUACCGCAGCCCGCCGGAGGGCUUCGACCCAGAGCGCUUCGGCACUGCGGGCGACGAUGCACGGGGCGCCGCCGGCCGCUUUCAUUAUAUCCCGUUCGGCGGCGGUGCGCGCAGCUGUCUUGGCCAGGAGCUGGCGCAGACCGUGCUCCAGCUGCUCGCGGUGGAGCUGGUGCGCACGGCGCGCUGGGAACUGGCCACGCCUGCCUUCCCCGCCAUGCAGACCGUGCCCAUCGUGCACCCGGUGGACGGGCUGCGGCUCUUUUUCCACCCUCUUGCGUCUCCGGCGGCGCAGGAUGGGCAACGCCUCUGACUUGCUGCGCUGUGGAACCUGGCUUGGCCAGCGGCUGCGGCGCGCUUGCGGCGCCGCCCAUCUGCCGUUCUCCAGUGCCGGGUCCGGCGCGCUCUCAUUCAUCAGAAGGUUACUGAACGCAGCUCUGUGUCCGACUCUGAGGGAGGAGACUCAUGAGCCACCGCCACCUCCCUUGGUGAAGCGUCCUAGCUGGUGGGAUGGUGCCUUCAGCACUUCGCACCCUUAGGGAGGAAAGGUGGUGGCCCAAGUCUCUUAUGCCUUUCUCAGGAUUUCAAAGCAGGGAUGGUGGGAACAUUUCCCCUAGGAUUCAAGCUGGGGAGGAGGCAUGGGUCGUGGGGAGGUGGGGUGGGGUGGGCCGUCGAAUGAGGGAGGGCCGGCAACUGUAGCGAGGAAGCGGGGACGCCAGGAGCGCAUCUCUGGCCUGGCUUUGGGCCAUAGGAAGACACUGAGAAGGCGCCCAACGGAAGGCCCUCAGGCAGCUGGCCUCCGCUAGGUGCGCCCUGGCCACUCUGCCUGUCUCGGCAGAAACCCAGAAUUGCGGGCGCUUUCCGGGCUCUAAACAGGAUCAACAGCGCCGGAUUCUACUGGCGAUUUCUUAAAAGAAAAAUUCCUAGUUCAAGAACGCAUAUAAUCUUUCCAUUUAUACAGGAGAGAAUAGGUACACCGAGAGGAUUCUAAGGCUGGAUUAUUUUCAUGGGAGGUUGAGACAUAAUCAGAGAGGUUUGGGGUAUUUGUACCCAAAACAGGAAGGCCGAGAAAUCGUUUCCUGGCAGUAGUUGAGUGAGAAGGCUGCAGCUUAGCUGGGCAGCUGCUCCUCGGUGGGAAAGUGGGAUGGAGGUGGCAGAGACUCAAGAAAGACCCCCUCCCCGGAAGGGCCUGCCCUUCAUAUACCCAGAGAGGGGCUAGGAACUGGACAGCCUGGGGCCCAGGCUGCUGGAAACUCUCGAGCAUAGCCCCAGGGAACUGAGCUACAGAUUAUCUCCAAGAUGAUAGCUGACUGCAGGGUCGCCCUGGUUUACUGCUUCAACCUCCUUCAUUACAAGGAGAGACUGAGGCCGGAGACUAGACCACUCAGCCAGUGCUCUCCUCCACCCCAUCCCUUACCCCCUGCUCCAGUCUCUGGCCUGUGGCCACCAUGUAGCUCUUGGCCUUUUAUCCUUUCAUAGUGAUCCCUAGGUUGGCCUAAGGACACUCUGUAUCUUUCCAACACAAAAGUUCCCAACAGUGCUUAAAUCUAAACCAAGAGCCUCCUUUUUUCCUAAUACGCUGUAACCUGCUGCCCACCUUCGGACAGGCUGGGGGCAGUUGAACAUGAUGGGUGAGCCAGAGAAGUUGCCGCCAAGUCCUGAGCUGACCCCUUAGUGAACCAGAAGGAACCAGAAAGUGCCCUCCUGACCUUAGGCUUAAGGUGGAUCCUGGGGCCAGAAGGGAAGGGGAGGCAGCAGGCUUAGGCAGGGCCCAGUAGCUCAGGAGCAGGAGCACAGCGGGCCCUUCUGAGCUCAACUGACACAGUCGUAACCCCAUCUGCAACAAUUCAUCACCCACCGCUGACCACAGGCCCUGGCGCCAUGGGAUCUGCAGGCAGGCGCCAGAGCCACAGAGCCGGUGAAAGUGGUAGAUCUGAGGCCUGCCCUCAGGGCGCUCCUGACGCUACAGAGACAACAUCUCAGCUCAGAAGCUCCACUAGGGUGAGGUGGUGGGAAGACCAGGGCUUGGGGUUGAUUCUGAUUUGAGGAGAGAUAGAUGGGGCGGGGCUCUCAGAAGCCUGGACUUCCCAGGUUGCAAGAUACCCGAUUUACGUGCUGUGUGGUCUGUUCUAAACUAUAAGCCUCUGAAAGGGCAGCUUCAGUUUUACUGUGACUUCCCAGUGAUACAUCGACUCAUCAUUUCAAGGAAAAUCAGAGCUCUUGAUUCUGAUUCUCUGAGUAAGGGGCAGAUACGAUUCUUACCCUCUUGGACUUGGUGUGCUCGCAAAGGAAAGAGACAGUAAAUAAACUAACAAACGAGCAAGAAUAAUUCUGAUGAUGGUAGAGCUGUUUCGAGAGAAUAAAACAGGGCUGUCAUACAGAGUGCCUGGCGGCUCUGCUGGGGGCUGGAAAGAGUGGCAUUCGACUUUGGAAGGAACCAGCCAGGGGUGUCCGGGGACAGAAGAGCCCCAAGCAGAGAGUACAGGAGGUUUAGAACCGAAGGGGUGGGAAUCUGCUCAAGACAAGGGAAGAAAGUGUUGACGGGAGAAAAGUGGGGGAGGGGUGCUUCAGCUGACCUCAGUCAGGAGCUCACCUCCCCUCCCAGCAAAAAACUACUCCCUACCCCUGCCAACCCUUACCACCUAAGAUGUUUUGUAAACAUCUUAGAAACAUUAUUUUGUUUUCCAGCUAACGAAGCCCUCUCCCUACCCACCAGCACCCAAGAAAGCCUGGUAAAGUUUCUAGAUCAAAGUUCUUAUUGGGUUGGUCAUUUACCGACCCUUCCCCUCUUCAAGAUGCUCUUUAGUGCUCUUCACUAUCCCAUUUAAUCCUUUCCCCCGGUCGCCCACGCGGGCCUGGAUGGCAGAUAGAGUAAAACAUUUUUCCCCUUUGUGGCAAUUUCCAGCGGGCAGGCCCCGCUCAUCUUGUGACCCGGCGCGCGCUGAACUUGGCGAGAUGGCCCUGCAGAGUUCACUCAGAUGUCACGGUCCGGCCCGCAGGGGUCACAGGCGGGUCAGGCCGGAGGACUGGGACUGGGCCCCAGGUCACGCCCCCGCUGGCCUGCUUUGCUCACCGGCCGGAGGCACCGUCCAGAAAGGGGCGGGCCUAGGGUUUCUGAGAAUUACCUCCAGCGUGUCUCGCCCGGUUCCAGCCGGUGCCCCCAAGUGGUCUGUCACUGUUUACAGUUGUCAGUUCAUUUGAAGAAACGAUUGUGGGCGAGACCCUUCCCUGGAGCCUCUGAAACACCAGUGUAGGGUUAUGGUGAACCGCCGAUUCUCCGAAAGACAUCCUGGGGCUAGCCAGGCGUGGAACGUUUCUGCGAGCGUGAGGUCCCGGCGACUCCGCAGACAUUGCCGGACCCGCCCGGUUGCGGGACCACGCGGGAAGGUCGUGUAUUUAACUUAACAGCUCUCGGGAUCAAAGUGUUUUCCAUCUCCAAGGGACGCUUUCCAAGGCGUGAGACUCGCUCCUGUGAGAGCCGCUUUUCGGCUUUAAACAAACUUAUACGUUAUUGUUUCGUUUUUGGCGCGGCUGGUGGGUUCAGCGUUGAAACCGAGGGAGCGAAUGGCCCUGACUGGUCCGAGGAAGUUCGGACCCUGUCCCACUGGCUCGACAGGGUUGGAAACGGGGAGCGCACGUGCGCUUCUCGCAGUGUCCGAGCUCCAGGCUGUGGCUGCAGGAGCGGCCAAUCGUAUAGGUGGGCAAUGGCCAAAAGACCCACUUCCCAGUCAGGAUUCUCUCAACACUCUUAAUCAGCGGCCGGUAGAGGCCUGGUUUAGGACCCAGCACCCCCUCUCCUCUGGGUAGGUUUCUGCCGGGUGGGAGCUAGAGAGCCCAGGUCACCCUGGUAAGGUAGCCUAGCCUGGGGUAGGGAAGAGUAUGUGCAACCUUAGUCUAGCCUAAGGUAGCCCAGCCUGGGGCUGGGAAAAGUAUGUGCAACCAUAAGCCACUUUUGGAAACUCACAACUACCUGGAGGUGUAGACUGGUCAGGAAAGAUCACCUUCACAUCAAGGAGGAGGAAACGGGCUCAAGGAUGUGCGGUGACUUGCCCAAGAUCAUUCAAGUAGAGAUGGAUCCGGGACUCAGAGCCCAAACUCUGGGCUUUCCAUCCAUCCUCCUGCAUCUGUGUCUUUAUCCUGCGAGGAUUAAGGACUCUCUUCCCUUCUGCCUAGCUGGAGCUGCUAACCCCAGGGCCCUCGGAAUCCGGCUUUGGCCGGAUUGCAGAGCGCUGUUUGCCACUGAGUCGCAGAUGAAUUGCCCCUGCGGUCCCGGGCUAGGGAGUCAGAGUCAGGGCUCAGACUUGAGCAGGGUUGCACCUGGAGUCCUGGGGAUCUGGAGGCUCUCUUGAACCUUUAAGUAGGACCUUCCAAGACUUCAUGAUGUGAGCCUCGAGGGGUUUGGGAAUCUGGGAAUUAGUGGUCAGCCGGUCUUGAAUCCCCGCAACUCUCACUUGGGAACUGGCUCUGGGCUCUUCUGUGGGGUCUCUGGAAGAGUCAGGAGGCCUGCGUUUUGCUCCGCCUUCUGAAUCUCAAUUUCCUCACCUGCGGGACAAGGCAGCUGAAGAUCCCUGAACGCACUCCCCUUUACUUCCUCUGCAGGUGGAAGGGGGCCCUGUAAAACAGAAAGCGGGUGCAGGCAGCUCUGGGCUGGGACCUCCCGUCGGACCCGGCGGGAGGGAUUCCGAAGACACAGCCAGGGAGCCCGGGGCGUGGAGUUUCCGCUCCCCGGUGCCCCUGCCGCCGUCCGGGAGCCCCGCACACUUUGUAUGGGGGCAGCAGGCUGCUCCUAGCCCCGCGCCCCAGGAGGCGCGCUCCGAGAGAAGCCGCCACGGCGCCGCCUCUGCCUCGGCGCGGAACAAACGGUUAAAGAUUUGGGCAGCGCCUCGCGGGGGGAGGAGCCAGGGGCCCAAUCCGCAAUUAAAGAUGAACUUUGGGUGAACUAAUUUGUCUAAGGUAACGUGGGCAGCAACCUGGGCCGCCUAUAAAGCGGGCGC
Bubalus bubalis (water buffalo) is the source of this 6549-nucleotide messenger RNA. Its product is annotated as cytochrome P450 26C1. Gene Ontology annotation, biological process: sterol metabolic process. The coding region runs from base 297 to 1868 and encodes 523 amino acids. The record is from RefSeq and is a predicted model, not a curated record. NCBI's taxonomy places the organism in Eukaryota, Metazoa, Chordata, Mammalia, Artiodactyla, Bovidae. The transcript has 6 exons. Gene Ontology annotation, molecular function: oxidoreductase activity, acting on paired donors, with incorporation or reduction of molecular oxygen; monooxygenase activity; heme binding.